AUGCGCGUCUUAGUGGGGGACGAGACCGGUUUGCUCAAGUCCAUUGAGCUCGAGACGAGCGAGCAGCACAUUCUGUCCAGUCGUGAGCAGCCACAGGCGCGUGCUCGAGGGAUUCAGCGUCUGUGCUGGUACGCCAAUGAGCAGCAAACAGUCGAUGGCCAGCGCAAUGUGGUGCUGGCUCGGGCCAAUGGGUGUGUCGAGAGCUACGAGGCGUCGCAUGGCAAGCACCUGAGCGUCUCAAACGAGCUGCAGUGGUCCUGGCUAAUGCAGAAGAAGCCGCAGGAGCUAACGCGUUGUGUCGGACUGGACGUGCUGCGCAAGUGUGGCUCGGUCGUGCAGUGCUCGGACACUGGCGACGUAUUGGUGCGUCGAACGCUGCAGGAUGCGGCAGCACAGACGCAGUUUAGUGUGGGUGGGGACUUGGACAUGAUGAGGCUUGAGCCGGCAAUGCAGACGGUCAUUGGAGUCGGUGGCAAGGAGCACGACCUGAAUUUGUGGUCGCUCGAGACGCAGCAAGUGCUGUUCAAAGCAAAGAACGUGACACACAACAAGCUCGACAUGCGGGUGCCAGUGUGGGUGAAAGACCUGAGGUUCUUGUCCACACCUGGUACGAGCAAUGGACAUCGAGUUGUUGUUGGCACGGGCUACCAAUGCGUGAGGAUCUACGAUACGAACACAAAGAGGCGGCCAGUGCAGCAGCUGGACAAGUUUGGCGAGCAUCCGAUCCAGUCGCUAUGUGUCUCGCCCAACGAGACGCAAGUGUACGUGGGUGACACAGCAGGAAACUUGGAUAUCUUGGACCUGCGGACGCUGAAGCACAUGGGACGGUGCACGGGUCCUGUAGGCUCUAUCCGCGACAUUUCUUGUCACCCGACGUUGCCCUUCAUUGCGGCAGUGGGGCUGGACCGCAUGGUGCAUGUGUUUGAUGUGAAUACGCGAAAACACCGCCACGUGAUCUACGCCAAGCAGCGUCUAAACUGUGUCUUGUUCUGUGCGGACGGCGUCAAGGACGUUCCAGCUGUUGACGACAAACCGGCACGAAAAAAGCAGAAGACGGACGAAGAAGAACUGGAGUUUAGUAAUGAUGACGAGGAAGAGGAGGAGGAAGCGUAUGAGGGGCUAGAAAUAAGCGAUGACGAUGACGAAGACGGUGUCGACAGUGACAAUGAUAGUGGUGACAGCCACGAGCCGGAAGAUGAUAGUGAUUGA
This is a messenger RNA of Hyaloperonospora brassicae, 1209 nucleotides long. The record is from the annotation of a GenBank genome assembly. Lineage: Eukaryota; Oomycota; Peronosporomycetes; Peronosporales; Peronosporaceae.